CAUCAUCAUGUUGUCAUGUCUCCUAGGUGGUCAAGGUGGGCCUGAUUGAAUCUGGGCCUUCUUCUACAGGCGACUCGGAGGAGGGCAUGGCGGUGAGCCUGGCGGUGCCCUCCACGUCCCCGCCCUCGCACGGGUCAUCCACCGGCAUGAUCAAGGAGGCUGCCACGCCCCCGUCCUCCCCAUCCAUGGGCACAGUGCUGUCUGUACAGGGGAGCCCCAGCAUGUCUCAUGGCGUGGACGCCAUCGGCCUCCAGGUGGACUACUGGCUGGCCUCGCUGGCGGAGAAGAGGAGGGAGGGCGAGCGGCGCGACACGGGCUGCAAGAACACGCUGAAGAGCGCCUUCCGCUCGCUGCAGGUCAGCCGGCUGCCAGGGGGGGGCAGUAACGAGACCCAGGCGCAGGUCAGCACCAUGGCCAUGACCGUCGUCACCAAGGAGAAGAACAAGAAAGUUCCCACGAUCUUCCUGGGCAAGAAGCCCAAGGAGAAGGACGUGGACUCCAAGAGCCAGGUCAUCGAGGGGAUUAGCAGACUCAUCUGCUCGGCCAAGCAACAGCAGACCAUCCUGAAAGUGUCGAUAGACGGAGUCGAGUGGAACGACGUCAAGUUCUUCCAGCUAGCUGCCCAGUGGCCUACCCAUGUCAAGUACCUCCCUGUCGGACUGUUUGGUUACAGCAAGCCCUCUUCCUAGGGUCAUGACCCCUGACCCCCUCCACUCCUCCUCUCCACGCCCUGCCUCUACCCACACACACACAGCCCCCCCCCCCCACCCUACCCGGAACCAACAUCGACCAAUCGUAGCGGAUUGUAAGGGGUUGGCAGUUUUAUUUGAUUUUGUUAUUUUCUUGCUACAUUCGUCUUGUUUGUCUUUCAGGAGGCAGGAAGGGGAUGUGGGAGUUGGAGCUCUAGUCACUUUAAGUCAUUGUUACGCCCCUUUUGUGUGUGUGUGUGUGUGUGUGUGUGUGUGUGUGUGUGUGUGUGUGUGUGUGUGUGUGUGUAUGUGUGUGAAAGAGGGGGCUUACAGCACAAGUUCAUUAACUGCCGUUUAAAAUGUACCUUACCUACGAGAUGCAUAAUGCAUGAGCAACUUUCAGAGUGCAAACUCCUAAACCUUUAACCUGCCGUUGACCUUUUGAACUUUAACCUCUCAGCCCCCUUCGCUAGGUCAGUCGUCCCCUGUCUUGCCCUGAAACCCAGAACCUGCAAACAGCCACAUACGGCCUAGCUAGCUGAGGCCUGAUCCAGACUUGCAUGCUGUGUGCAACACGCCCACUACGUGCCACAAAGUCACACACACACACUCGUACGAUGACGCCUGCUGGAUCCAAGAGGCACCUUACAAAGUAUAACGUGCAUGAAGAUUCCCUUGUCUAAGCGAGUUUUUUUUUUUCUUCAAAAACUCAAAAUCACUACAAAACACGUGUCAUCAACUGGAGGGGCUCCUGUUGUCUGUUUGGAUCUUGAAUCCCAGUGUGCUGGUGGCAGGAGUUUCCAUGAGCUUGUGUGUCUCCCCCCCUCCCCCCUCAAAGCACAAUGCCGCUUGCCAGCUCUCCACCCCCCCGCCCCCCUCCUCUAUUUGUUCUGCAACAGAUAGGCAGCUUUCACUUCAGUCAAUAGGUGGUUUACUGUGUCCAGACCUGGGUCAAACACACAAAUAUAAAAAUACAAAAAAAGAUGUAAAAAAAAUACAAAAUCUUAAUGAGGUGCGUUUGAUUUGACGCACAUGCCCACGCUCCUGGGACUGCUCCAUUGGUGUCAUUGUGCUAGGUUGUAUAAAUCAAGCGUACCCUAAGAGCAUGUGUGACUCUGGGCUGCUUGGGACUAGGGUGUUGUGGGGUGCCUAGUGAAUGUUCAGUGACAAGUGCGUGUGUUAACAAUUCAGUGUGUAAAUGUAAUAUGGUGACGAUUACUAAUAACCAAAUUUGGUUUUGUUUGUUUUUUUGGGGGGGUGGGGGUUAAUUUGUGUGUGUGUGUUGGCAGUGUGCUUGUGUAUUGAUAAUAUGGUCAAUAGUUACUAUUACAAAGGAGUUUAGGCUGCAGCCAGAAGUUUACCUUGUAGCUUGACACAAGACAACAUGUAGUUCUUCCCCUUUCAAGCUACAGUACUCCGUAACUCACAGUACUUUUCUUUCUCAAAGGAAAGUUGAGACUUGAGAUUUGAGUUUCACAUCCAAAGAAUUUGAAUUUAAACACAGGUUCAAGAAUGUAACUACAAAGUGCAUUAAAAUUAGUCAUAGUGAAUAGUUUGAGUUAACAAAUGGGUCGUGUGUUUGAACAAAUCCAAAAAGUACUUGGGUCCUUCUGUUUUCUGAAGUGGAAAUGUACCAAUCUUGACCUUUGACAUUUGAACUUGUGUCACCUACAAAGUAACACCUGCCAUCUGCCUUUCCCCACACUUGUGCAAAGUGAAGUAUUACGAAAAUAUUAAGUAUUACAAAAGCUUACAAAUGUUUCUUUUUGUCGUUGUUGUUAUUAUGGACUCUUGGAAAUUCAAUAGAAGGUGGUUUCUGCCCAUUAGAUGUUACAGUGUUGAAAGUGUGACGUCGAAAACUCCUGUCCAACUGUCCCUGUCCUCGAGGUAUUGUCCCCAGGAUGGUAAUGCUAAGGGGUUCAUACCGACCUCAACAAACACAGUCCACAAAAUUCACCUUCUCCCCUGUUUGAGGCACAAGGAUGUUUUCGAAAAGCCACACAGAAAGUAAAUUGAGUCUCUCAGAACCCGCUGUACUGUUCUAGAACACUCUGUUGUCUUCUGGAACAGCAAGUGAAGGUUCUCAAGGGAUGCACACUGGUGUCUUACAGCCUCUCUAAGAGCUUGGGAACUCUGUGCAACUCUCCUCUUAAGUAACAAAGAGAAACCUGGCCAAGUCGGCGGCACACGAACGCAGCCCUCCUGCCCCUACCUUAAAAGCUGCACCUCCAAAACUUAAUUGGACUCCGUUUAGUAACCGAGAGUGCAUGGGCUGGCCUGUGCAGCCUGUACCAACCUCUCUGGAGGUGUGUGUUGCUUUGUAGCGUUGUUGGUGUAGUUUGGUGUGUAAAGAUCAUAGUGUAUGCACGCCGGAUUCUCUUUGUAUUGCUGUCGCACCGUAUGGGAUCUGACUUUCAAAUGAUCGAACUAAAAUCACUGCCAAAAAAAGUCAAACGUUACAUUGAUUGAUGAUUGAUAUCACCCACAAUUCAAAAUGGGGUGUAGAAUAUAGAUGUUUGAUGUUUCGUAAUGUAUUUGGUGGCAAAAUAGAAACUAAACAUCCAUCCAAUACCUUCCCCCACCCAAAGUAUUCCUUUUCGAAUCCAAAACAUCCAAACAUCCAAAACAUCCUCGAUCACUAUUUCCAAAGUUUACCUAGUUAACCGUCUAGUUUUUUUUCUUGUCUUGAUUCCCUCCAUCUUUUAACUCUGUCUUUUCAUCUAUUAGUUUUCUCUACUUUGUCUUCGAUUACCUGGCUGUAUCGGUGUGUCCUCUGAUUAAUCUAUUGGACUUCCUGUUACCGUGUGUUGACCUGUACCCGUGUCCACCUGUGAGUGCGUGUGCGAUGUUGUAAUGGACGUUAAGUCUCUGACCAAUAAAGUGAGUGACAGAGAACUGUAUGAUCAAUCAAUAACCCUUUCAGUGAUCAACAGUCAUCUGUGUCUCCUCACUUCGUCACACAAAACGUUUUUUAUUCAUUCUACAGUCAGAACGGAAAGCAAGAGCGAGUCUUUGCUAGGAUCCCACAAGCUUAGCGUCUUGAUUCUAUCAUUCAUAAAGGAUCUCACCGCUUGUUGAACGCAGUGAAUCAGAUUAGGAAAACAAAGCAUUCAUGCGUUGCCGCUUGAUAUAACGGGAUUCUACGUCGGUGACGAAUAUUCUAAGUUUGUUGGUAUGAAUAGAGAGAGUAUUUUUUGCACAUGCCAUUUGUUCCUCAGCAAUCUUCAGCUUUUUGCCUUUUGCCUUUAAAAAUGAUAAUCUAAGAUGCUUGUACAUAUCAAAAUAGGUCUUGUACUGUAUUAUUUUAGUCCUUUUUUUUAUUUGACUUGUUUUGUAGUAAUGCUUUUUCAUGAUUACGUUGUCAAUCAAGAACUGAUGUGUGAUGGGUGGAAAAUGUUCAUUCUUUUGUUUUUUUAAAUAAAUACUCCUAAUUUGUA
Molecule: messenger RNA, 4126 nt
Organism: Osmerus eperlanus (European smelt)
Lineage: Eukaryota; Metazoa; Chordata; Actinopteri; Osmeriformes; Osmeridae
Product: phosphofurin acidic cluster sorting protein 1-like
Exons: 5
Coding region: 87-689 (200 amino acids)
Biological process (GO): protein localization to plasma membrane
Molecular function (GO): transmembrane transporter binding
Source: RefSeq, a predicted model, not a curated record